CAUUUGCAAACCGACCAGAUGCUGGAAACGAAAUCGUCCUGCUCUCCUCUUCUUCAAAGGGCAAGAAAACAUGGCAGAGUCAGAUCUUUGCAAGGUAAGUGAGUCUGGUACGGCAGGAUGGAUGUGGGAAGCAGUUGUGGGGGGCGGGAAAUAGAGUGAAUGUUGCUGUCAUUCAUAAGGGCGAACAACUGGCGUGGUAAUGCAACAUUUGAAAUUUUGGGACUUUGUUGUAAACACUGGGGAGGCUAAUCGUGUAACUUCAGUCACUAAGUGAACUGUCGUAACUCGAUUACCUUUAUUUCACUGCUGGUCUGAAUUAUUCGCCACAUAUGCAUUCUGAUCCACAGUCAAAGAGCGAAUAGAUUUUUUACCAAUAUAUUACCUGUGAAGCUGGAAACUAACAAGGUCAUGUAUAUUUGUUUGGCAAUAUUGGUGUCCUGCUCAGCUCAGCUCCUAGUGAUUUGCAAAAUAAAAACCAAAUAAAUAACCUCAAUGCACAUAGAGGAAUAAAAGACAAAACCACAUAGAUCUCCAAUCCCCCCCGCCUUGUAAAAAAAAUCUGGGCUUCACUGCUCAGUGAAAGCCAACAGAGGAAAUGCCAGGCAACCUUCAGCACUGCAGGAAAAUGCAAAUGCCAGUCAAACGUUUAUGAGCAGAAAUCUGGCUGACCUCAGGAUUUCCAGAAAGGGCAUUUUAGGUGGGGGAGGGGAAGACUUAAUUGGGCACUUUUUUGGUCUUGUAAGUAGCUGAACUCCAGAACCUUUGCAUUGCUGUUCACAAGCAGAAGAGCCGAAGUUUAUGGCCUGAAUCCUAGAUGGUUACAAAGAGACCUUUUGUCUCUUGUGCUGGCCUUUGUAUCCUGCGCUAUAACACUCUCUAAACUUUGCAAUAGCUUUUGCAGAGCAGAAAUAUGGCAGAACCAUUAUGAGCAAUUAAGAAUAAGCCAGUGAGACAAGUUGCUCUCCUCUAACCCACCCACCCCCAUCAUUUGUUCAACAGCACACAAUUUUGGGGUUGUGUUCUGCUGGUCUCAUAUAAUCUUACAUAAUUUAGCAUGACGGACGUUGGAAAGGGACUCUUCAAUUGCUAAGCAUUUUUAAUCAAAACCAUUUGGAGGAAAAUGGGACCCAGAAAUGUGAAUCGUAACAAAGGCACACAAGGCAGAGGGGUUUAUAUCUGGUUCUUCUAUUUAUUUUGGAGAAAUUUGGGUAGCAGUGCCCAGCGCUUUGGCCCACACAGGUAUUUUGGCUUCUGUCAGAUCUGGAAAACUGACUUUUUUUUUUUAACAGACUGCUGGAAGUUAACAAAGAGAAUGAAAGGGAACUUCUUCAUUAAAGGUGGACAGAGAACAAAACCUUUGAGAUUUCUAUCAGAGACAUUGGAUUCCUGACUCCCAAACUCUACCAACGUAUAUUUUGCCAUAAUAUUCAAAAAUUGCUGAUGCAAGAAAUCAACUUUCUGCGCUUUGUGAUGUAACACGCUUGAAGAUUCCAGGAAGGUGAACAAUGGUCUAUCUCACUUCAUGAACAAAAUUGGAUAUUUUACCAUUUUUAAAAACAACAGUGUUUCAGUGUAUCAUCGUAUCUACUUUUGAAAAAAUCUCCCCUUUUUCUUUGUCCAUUUUGAUGAAGGUCAAUAUUUUAGGAGGAGCUUUUGACAGUAAAUUAAAGAACAAAAAGGAAAAUAUAAAGUAUAAGAUAAAAUUAAUUUUGAAUUAAAGAAAACAGGAACUCCAAGAGGACUAAAUUCAAUGUUUUUAUCCAUUGAUGAAAUCAAUUUUGAGUAUUUUUAUGAAUAUUUAUUAUUGUACAUUUCCCCAAACCUCCAUGGAUGGAAUUAGUUUCUUGAAUAUUUUAUGACAGAUUAGCACACAAUCCUUGAAUGAAUUGUUUGAAAAUCUAUGAAUGAGUAAAGGUUAUGUUUUAGGCACUAUAAAAUGAACUGUUGUGUACAUCCCAUGAUAUAUUUUCCCAACAACCCAAACCCUGCAAGGAAAACAAAAUGUCCAGAAGACCUCAAAUUCACCUCUUCUUUGGCGCACCCAUUCUUUCCACUGCUCCAAGCAGCCCCAAAGAAGAGAAUGAUUCUUCGGCUAAUGAGAAACCAUGGAGAGAAUUACACCUUUCAUUUACCAAUGAGACUUCUAACCUUUGUAUCACAAACUUGAGCUCUCUUGAACAUGAGACUGCAAAUGAUGCAGUUUUGAUUGUCCAUUCCAAAGAUCACUUCCCAGUAAACUUUGAAAAAAGAGGUGGCUCAGUGAAUGAUGAUUGUGCAACAUCGGUUGCCUUCAGCCAUAAAAAGAAGGUCCUGGGUGAGUCACGUGACGGUGGUUCUGUCUGCAGUGAUAUAAGCAGAGGGAACCAGAAAAAACACCAUGCACCACAAAGCAAAAAGGAUAUCAAAGGAGAUGCUAAUUGUAUCAUAGAUAAUAGUCUUGAGUCUUCUCCCUUGGUUUUUGAGGUGAAGGACUUAAAAAAUUGUGUGGUAGUUAAUCACAACCUGUCUUAUCUUCAGUCGGAACCUCAGGGUGAAAAUCUACUCCUGAGUCAGUAUCUGAAAAGAUGUUCACAAAAAGCAGAUGAAUCGAAACCCAGAAGCGUACUAGAUGUACCUUCAAAUCUUGACCUAUCCACAGACAAUGAAUUCCUUAGUAUUCUGACUUUAAGUCAAGUAGCUCUCUGUUCAGGACAAUAUGCCGUAGGACAGAAUGAAAUGCAAAAUAAACCUACAGCAGGGGAAGGAGUAGAAUUGGCCCUACCUUGUAGGGAAGACAUAGAAGAUGGAGAACCUCUACGUAAAUCAAAUGAAGAUGGUGAUACGGCGGCAAAGAAAGUUGACACAAACUGUGAAGCCGACUCUGAUUGUUCCAUUCAACUCUUUGAUUCAGAUAACUCAAGCCAAGAUAACUCAGAUUUCAAAAAAUGUAGUCCUCUGUCUUCACCUGUUAACAACGAAGGACAGGACCUUAAACCCCAACAGAAAAGACAGUUAUGUCCUCCAGAAGACCACCAUGCUGAAAGAUCUCAAGAAACUGAUGAUAAUGUGAUGACUUCUCGCUUUACUUCUGGAGAUCAGCAGCUAUCCAAAAGAAUCAAAUUAACAUCGUCUCCUCUUUGCCCAGUUAAAAAAACGAGGAUCCCGGGAAUUGAAAAAGCUCAGAAGCAGCUGUCAUUGCUCAAGGAUUGUGUUGAGAAGAGCCGGAAGUUCUCUGUCUUGGUUGUAGUGCUACAUCCUUGUCAUAUCAAAGAAAUCAAGACGGGAAGUACCGCAUCCUGCAAAGUCCCCUUAGCCACAGUUGUUGUUGCUGAUCAGUCAGAAGUGAGACAGAAGGUUGUGUUGUGGAGAGCAGCAGCAUUUUUAUCACUUACCGUCUUUCCUGGAGACAUCGUACUCUUCACAGAUGUUGUUGUUUGCGAGAACCGUUGGGUUGGAGAAAUGAUGCUGCAAUCAACUUUUACAACCAAACUGGUCAAUCUUGGAAGCUGUUCAGCUAUUAAUCCUAAAGAGGCCUCCCAUAUAGUAGACUGUCGUCGUCUCCAGGAUUUGCUGACCUACGUUUGUACAAAACACAGCCCUCUUCACGCUCUCCCUCCAAGGCCAAGGCAGAGCCUGGACCACGUUCCGCGUGUCCUUCUAAGUUGGCUCAAACCAGAUACUUUGGUGCAUGCGGUGUUGAGAGUGAUCAACAUUGCAGUGUUGAGAGAAUCCGUGUAUAGUUUUAAAGGAGAAAAGCAAAGUAAAAUCGUCUUAACAGUGGAACAAAUCAAGGGCCAACCUUAUGCCUUGGUCGUUUGGGGUGAUGCAGCCACUCAGUGUCUUCAGCUUCAGAGGAAAAAAGAUCAUAUUUGGGAAUUUAGGUAUCUCUUGGUAAAACACCACCCCGUCUCUGGGGACUUGGAGCUGCACACGACCCCUUGGUCAGUCAUAGAGUGCCUUUUCGACGACGAUGAAAGAGCUCUGGCCUUCAAAGAGAAGUUUGAAAUGAAGGCGUCGAUGAAGAUGACUACUCUGGCUUCCCAUCUAGAAGAAAAAAGUUCGGUUCCCCCCCCCUCCCUUUCUUCAUUUAGACCUGCUGUGAUGACUGUUGAGGAGGGGGACUAUGAGAUCUCUGUUCGGGUGGGACCUGAAUUGAUGGAGAAGAUAUUCCUUAACAUUCCUGCAGCAUGGCUGAAGAAGGUUGUAGAACGUCCUUCAGACACCACCUACGGGAUGCUGGUGGCCGAUCUCUGCCAUUCUCUGCUCACCGACUCCAAGGCAUCCUACCUUCUCACUAUCAAGAGCCAUUUUGUCCUGGAUGAAAACAGUUUUCCUCUGGAGAAGGACUUCCAGCUGUUGGAGUUCCACCUUGAUCUCUGAAGCAGCCACUUCUAAUGAGGUUCCUCACCAGGGGUAGGCUGCUGGGGGUUCGCAUGGGUUCGGACGAUCCCCUAGCUAGGAUUCUGCCCAGUUUGGUGAACCCCCA
This is a messenger RNA of Thamnophis sirtalis, 4465 nucleotides long. NCBI's taxonomy places the organism in Eukaryota, Metazoa, Chordata, Lepidosauria, Squamata, Natricidae. The record is from RefSeq and is a predicted model, not a curated record.